UUUAUUUCCGGAGCAAGAAAAGCUCACUUCCUUAACAUGAUGGCGGCGCCCAUGUGAACCCGUGUCCCGGUUAGUCUCCUCAUCACAUCAGGGAUGGCGGCGACCAUGUGGGGUCACCUGAAGGCAUGUCAGCGCCUUCCUUUGACAGGUCUUUUGUCCCGCACACACUGGAUUCCUGCUGCUGGCCUCCGGACUUUUGACAUCCCUCCUGAUUUUUCUGGAGUCAGUCUGAAGGAUCGUCCCAAACUUAAGUUUGUGAACAAGGUUCCUGACCUUGUAAAGGUUAAGAAGGAGCCUAAGAAUCUGCGAGACAUCCGUGGCCCUGCAACUGAGGGACGAGAAUUCCAGGAGGGCGAGUAUGGCAUUGUGGCACUUGGUGGAGGUUACUUACAUUGGGGUCACUUUGAGAUGAUGCGUCUGACAUUGAACCGUACCCUCUCACCUCGUACUACCUUUAGCCGCUGGUUAGUAGUACCUCCCCACAAGCCUGUGACCCGAAAAGGACUUGGCCAACGCAUGGGUGGUGGCAAAGGAGCCGUGGAUCAUUAUGUCACCCCUGUUAAAACAGACCAACUUAUUUUGGAAGUAGGAGGCCGUUGCGAGUUUGAGGAGGUUCUGCCAAUAUUGACCCAAGUAGCUAAAAAACUCCCUUUUCCAGCAAAGGCUGUAAGCAGAGAGACUCUGAAAAUAGCCCGCUGUGAGCUUGAAGAGAGAGAAUUAAGCAAUCAAAACCCAUGGACCUUUGAACGUUUGGCAUCACGUAACAUGCUGGGAUGCAGGAAAUGGUUAAGUCCAUAUGAUCUUCGCUUUAAGGGCAAGUUUUGGGGAAAACGCUUCCUACCAAACAGAGUUUAAUGGCUAUGUACCGUAACACAGAAAGUUUGGAUGACAACUUUGUUCUGUUGUGAUGCUAUUGACCGUUUUUGUACUAAACAACUUACAUCCAGCAAGUCGCAAAACAUGGUUUAUUAGAACAAAGCAGUUAAAUAAAUUCAUUAAUUUGCAUGUUA
Messenger RNA from Pelobates fuscus (common spadefoot toad), 1010 nucleotides. RefSeq names its product mitochondrial ribosomal protein L16 (gene MRPL16). The transcript has 4 exons. Bases 94 to 855 code for a protein of 253 amino acids. Gene Ontology annotation, molecular function: structural constituent of ribosome; rRNA binding. Gene Ontology annotation, cellular component: mitochondrial large ribosomal subunit; ribosome. NCBI's taxonomy places the organism in Eukaryota, Metazoa, Chordata, Amphibia, Anura, Pelobatidae. Gene Ontology annotation, biological process: mitochondrial translation. The record is from RefSeq and is a predicted model, not a curated record.